UUAGCCAGAUCCAGCCCAAAGUAGCCCAAUCCUGUAUCUCACAAGAACAACAGAGGAAGGAGAGGCAGGCGAGAGACUAUUUUCAUCCACAAUGUCUCUCCAGGCCCACGAGCAGGUUGUCUCACAGGCGGUGACCAACAGAUACCACAAUCCCAGCAAGACCAAGUUGGACGUGAUGACAGCGCUGCACAAUUACCGUGGCCUUGUUCCCAAGCUGGAAAAAUUUGUUUUUAAUGAUGGCAUCGAACGAGAGUUGUUGAACCUUGCUGGCACAAUCCCAGUGCGCUUUAAAGGAUCACUGUACAACAUCCCGGUGUGCAUCUGGGUCCUGGACAACCACCCCAUCUCUCCCCCAAUGGUGUACGUCAAGCCAACGCCAGACAUGCUCAUCAAGGCUUCCCGGCACGUGGACCAAAAUGGCAAAGUGUUCCUGCCUUACCUGCAUGAGUGGAACCUGAACUCAUCAGACCUGGUGGGCCUCAUACAGAUCAUGAUCAUGGUGUUUAAUGAAAUGCCACCAGUGUAUUCCAAACCUAAGACUCACACCACCACUGCUGCACCGUACCCCUCCUCCUUCCCAGGGAAUAUGCCAGGGUACAUGCCAAUUCCAGGAGUGGGACCUAACCAUCCCUACCCAGCCCCACAGCCCCCUGCUACUUCUGGCUACCCCUCUUACCCAACACAGCCUGCAUACCCCCCCACCAGCACCCCAUACCCUGUCUACCCUCCCACAAGCAAUGCUGGUGGACUCCCCUCUAUGCCACAGAUGCCCACACCCUACCCACCCCCAUACACUGCUGGCAUGCCCUACUCUGUCUACCCACCUGUCACCUCAAACCCAUCCACACAGACGUCAGCCACUGAGACCAGCAGCACCACCUCGGCCACCAGCACCGGGACCAUCACUGAGGAGCACAUCCGUGCCUCCCUCAUCUCUGCUGUGAGUGACCGGGUGAGGGCAAAGCUUCGCGACAGCUAUGGAGGCUGCCAAGCAGAGGUGUCGGUCCUGCGGCAGCAGCAGUCCGACCUGAACGAGGGCAAGACUAAGCUAGAGGGGCUCCUUAAUAAGCUGGAUCAGGAGCAGACCGAGCUUGACAAGAACAUGAGGAUCUAGGAACGAGAGGCAGAGAUGAAGUCCACCUUAGCCCGCCUCACAUCUGCCACAGAGCCCCUGGACUUAGAUGAGGCAGUCACCACCACAGCACCCUUGUAUAAGCAGCUCUUAAAUGCUUACGCUGAGGACCAGGCCACCCAGGAUGCCAUCUAUCAUCUAGGGGAGGCCCUGCGUAGGGAUGUGAUUGACCUGGACUGUUUCCUGAAGCAUGUGCGUUCCCUUUCCAGGAAGCAGUUUCAGCUCCGAGCCACAAUGAUAAAGUGCCGCGCCAAGGGAAACAUGGCAGGAUAAGGCACUCGGCAUAGUUAAGAGUUUACCCUCUCUCUCUCUCUCUCUCUCUCUCUCUAUUUAUCUCUUUCUUUUUCUUUCUCUCUGUCUCUGUAUCUAUCCCAGAUUUUUUUGUUGUUUUAUUAUUUUUCUAUCUGCAUUUAUAAUUUCUGUUACAUAUGUUUAAUUUUGCAUCUCUCUCUCUCUCUCUCUCUCUCUCUCUCUCUCUCUCUCUCUCUCUCUCUCUCUCUCUCUCUCUCUCUCUCUCUCUCUCUCUCUCUCUCUCUCUCUCUCUCUCUCUCUCUCUCUCUCUCUCUCUCUCAUCAUUUGAUAGUUUGUUUUAGUUUUUAUUUGUCUGAGGUUUUCAAGAAUCAGGAGGACUGUUGUUACAUUUGGUUUAUGUAAUAUUCUCACCUCCUUUUACAAUUAAUACGCACGUCAGUCUCGUGAUUGACACAUAAUACAACAUUCAGGAAUUCUUGAAAAAAAGCAAUAGUUAUGUUAAUUUCUUAAUCUGUAAACAUUUUCUUGAUAUAUCCUUUCAGAAAUCUAAAUACUCUCCUGAGAAUGAAAGAAUAUGCACUAUUACUACUACUUUGAUUAUUAUUAUUAUUAUUAUUUAUUAUUAUUAUUGCUAUUUUUAUUGGUUUCAGUUAAUUCAUGUCUAUGCUUUCAAUUUAAUCAUGUACAGUCAGUUAACUCAAAGCUGUGUUAUCUAUAUACAUUAUCUCUAUCAUUAUUUCCCCAAUACUAACUCAAGACAUGACAACCACCACAUUUAAGUAUUGCAUUAAGUUAAGUUCUUUUAGUACGUUAAUCACAAAUCUAUAUACACAAACCUAUAUAUUCUUGUUUGGUUGAGUGUCUGGUAUGUUAGUUUUUUUUUUACUCUGUAUUGUGUUGCAUUUGUGUUGUAUAUUCAAACUUCCACAUGAAUUAUGACACACUCAGGUUCCUCCAUGCUUUGUGAAGUGUUGCAGGUUUGCUUUCCAUAGCUUUUUUGAUAUUUUUAGUUGCUUUUUUGGGGAGUGGGGGGGCUUUUAGUUUGUCUGUUCUUGCUCCUCAUCAGGUACAGUGUGGAGUUAAGCAUCAUAGUUUUCCUCCUUAUCAUAUUACUCACUCCUUUACAUAAUUUAUCCCUUUUUCUAGAUUUUCUUCCCAGCUUCUCUACAUUUCUCACAUUAUUUACUCUGUCUCUAAUUUCUCAUUUUUCAAUCCUUUUCUAGUUUUUCUUCCCAUUUUUCCUCAUUUCAUUUUCUAUUAUACAUGUACACAUACUCAUACUAUAUUAAAUUUCUUGUUUUAUCAAUCUCUUCCAUAUUUUUUCUUCCCAUUUCUUUCUUUCCAUUAGAUACACUUGCAUACUCUCUAAUUUCUUGUUUAUCCAAUCUUUUUCUUAUUUUUCUUCCUAUCUCUGUGUUCUCUAUCAUUAGACACACACACACACACACACACACACACACACACACACACACACACACACACACACACACACACACACACACACACACACACACACUCAUCCUCUAUGGCAUUGCAAUCACUCAUUAUUCAGGUGACGCUGGGAGAGAACACCUGAAACUUUCCCUGAGUGUGAUAAUGAUCUGUUCCUGGUGUCUCCCUUCCCUUGCCAUGCCACAAUAAGCACCAGCCUUGCAUUGUCCUUCAGUAUGUUUACAAAUCUUCAGAUGCAACAUGUAACUUUGUAAAUAUGCACAUAGAUAAAAAAAUAUAUAUAUAUAUAUAUAAAAUUGCCUGUAGGUUACCAAGAUAGCAAUGAAAUAGAAGCAGAACUAUCAUAUUUAGUCAGAAUUUCUCCUAGACAGAGUAAUGUUGCUAGAAAUUAGAGAGGAACAUGGACUGGCUAGAGAGAAUGAGAGUGACAGUGAAGGUGACAGACAAUGGUUUAGUGAGAGAUCCAUAUUGGAAUGUGAUAUGUGUGUGUGUGUGUGUGUGUUAGCCAGUCCAGGUACCAUGCUAACUGCUCAUUCUUUAUAACUGAUUUGUUAGACUGAGACAUCAAGACAUUUUGUACUCUCAAGUAGCAGGAGGUGAAAUAUCCACUAGGACAAACACACUACAGCUAUACAUACCCAUUGAAUAUAUAUACAUGUAAGCUUCAUAUGUGGAAGUUAUUGGAGGCUGUUUCAAUAUAUUUCAUUCAUGUUGGCAAAUUAAGCACUUUAAGAAUCACCUCCCUUAGUGCAGGAUAAAUUUUACACUGAGGACUGAGUGAAUGAAUGAUUUGUAAAGUGUAUAACUCUGCAACACGCCACUUGCUCCUGUCAUUCACUUCGCUAGGCCUUUUGAAGGAAGAAAAUAUACUUAUGAAGAACCACAAACUCCAAUAUCCCAUUCUCUAUAGUACUUUAUAGAGUUUGUGAUGAAGCAAUGGAUUGAGGCAUUAGCAAAGAUGAUUGGAUGAUGUAAAGGUGAUCUAUAUAAUGUAAAAACACAAAUAUUAAUAUCCAGUCCUCUUUGAAUUCCUCCCAUGGGAUUUGUAAAGGAGAAAGAGAUUUCAGCAUUAACAAAAAUGAUUUUAUAUAGGAUUGGAUAGCAUAAGAGUAAGGCCAUAUGUAAAGUGGUAGCUUCCUUUCAAUGCCUCAGGGUGCCAGGUGUGUGGGAGGCCCUGCUGCCCUGGCCCUGUGUGUGUGGGUGCCUGUCACUUGCUGGGGAGGAACACAAUCAAAAUGUGCCCUUCAAGUCAUCAGGAUUUCAGUAUAUUUUUUAUCAAGGUGUCCUGUCAAUGUAGCAAAUUUGUGAUUUUACUAUAUGCGUAUCACAAAGAUUGUCUAUAGCACCUGUCUUCCUUAUGCUGGAGACAAAAACUGUUCAUAUUAAAGCAUAGAUUUAUACAUCAAUGUA
Messenger RNA from Portunus trituberculatus (swimming crab), 4246 nucleotides. RefSeq names its product tumor susceptibility gene 101 protein-like (gene TSG101). NCBI's taxonomy places the organism in Eukaryota, Metazoa, Arthropoda, Malacostraca, Decapoda, Portunidae. Gene Ontology annotation, molecular function: ubiquitin binding. Gene Ontology annotation, biological process: endosome to lysosome transport; protein transport; protein modification process. Gene Ontology annotation, cellular component: ESCRT I complex. The record is from RefSeq and is a predicted model, not a curated record.